AUGUGUUUUGUACAGGAUGAUUCUGAAAUUGUUGCAAUGAUCAAGGAAUUGUUGGAGACUCAUAUUCGGCCAGCUGUUAAAGAUGAUGGUGGAGACAUUGAAUAUCGAGGAUUUGAUCUGGAAGUUCUUAAUAGUUUGUUAUUUUGGGAUACUGGAAUAGUAAAACUUAAGAUGCAAGGAGCAUGUAGUGGGUGCCCAAGCUCUUCGGUGACUUUGAAAUUCAGCAUUGAAAAUAUGUUGAUGCAUUAUGUACCUGAGCUUCUGGAGAGUAAGAUACAGGAGGCGAGAUCAAAGAAGGAUACUCUGAAAGCAAGAGCUCAAUCUGCAAAGUUUGUCCAAACCAUUUUCUGA
This is a messenger RNA of Arachis stenosperma, 351 nucleotides long. RefSeq names its product nifU-like protein 5, mitochondrial. Gene Ontology annotation, biological process: iron-sulfur cluster assembly. Gene Ontology annotation, molecular function: iron ion binding; iron-sulfur cluster binding. NCBI's taxonomy places the organism in Eukaryota, Viridiplantae, Streptophyta, Magnoliopsida, Fabales, Fabaceae. Gene Ontology annotation, cellular component: mitochondrion. The coding region runs from base 1 to 351 and encodes 116 amino acids. The record is from RefSeq and is a predicted model, not a curated record. The transcript has 3 exons.